Molecule: messenger RNA, 411 nt
Organism: Medioppia subpectinata
Lineage: Eukaryota; Metazoa; Arthropoda; Arachnida; Sarcoptiformes; Oppiidae
Source: the annotation of a GenBank genome assembly
CAAUCGCAGGUCUUCCUGACGCUCUUAGAUCUGUAUCUAUCGUUUCCACCGUUAAUGCAAAGCAAACCGGACUCUGAGGGCGCGGAUCGGUCUGAAAAGGGCGACGAAGACAACAUAGAGGCGGCCAUACAAUUGCUGAGCCGACACUCGACCAAAAUAGAUCCGUUACGAGUGGUGAAACUGUUGCCGCCGAGUGUCCCAGUGCUGGCCAUUCGGCACUUUCUCCACUCGACGACCGAACACUUACUACAGGAGAGACACACCAAACAGAUAUACCGGCAACUAUUGCUGGCGCAGCACUUGCAGGUGCAACAGCACCGGAUCCGUUUGCAACAGUACAAUAAGGUGGUGGUCGACGAACACGACAUAUGCCGCGUCUGCCAGAAACGCAUUGGCAAAAGAAAAAAGUAG